This is a messenger RNA of Triticum turgidum subsp. durum (durum wheat), 585 nucleotides long. The record is from the annotation of a GenBank genome assembly. Lineage: Eukaryota; Viridiplantae; Streptophyta; Magnoliopsida; Poales; Poaceae.
AUGGCGUCGUCACCACCGUACCGGUUCCCCGCACUCUGCGAGGAGGAGCCCGCGCGACGCUCCGCCAGGCAGUCAUGCGGGACAUGCGGCGCGUCGGCCGUGGCCAACUGCGUGGCACUGUGCUGCUGCCCGUGCGCCGUGGUGAGCUGCUUCACGCUGGCGCUCGUCAAGGCGCCCUACGUGGCCGGCCGGCGAUGGGUCAGGCGCGCCAAGACGCGGCGUAUCAGCAGGGGCGUGCUGCGGAAGACGAGGCGCGUCCGGGACCUGGACGACCAGCUGUACCAGGUGGAGGGGCUGGGCGGCAGUGGCGGCGCCGCGCGGGCGAGCAAGGAGGGGGACUGGGGCGGGAUGGGCCGGACUGCCGCCUCGGGUUGGUGGGAGAACACCAAUGAUGUAAAUUUGCUCGGGGAUGGCAGGAUGAGGGUGAGCGUGACGGAGAAGGCGUGGAUGGAGAUGUACGACGUCGGCCACUGGGGCUUCGGCCGGCUGUCCUUCUCGCGGGCCAGAGAGGCCGCGCCCGCCGUGCAGGUGGUCAGGGACGACCGAGAGCCCCAAGAGGAUGGCACUGUUGCUGCGGGGCGGUGA